UAAACACGACACAGUCAUAAUUUUUGUUACACUGGUUUAUUAGUGCGGCCACUGUGAUGGAAGUGAUGAACUCAUGUCGCUGCUGCCUGCGUUGCCCUCCGGACAAGGACCUGGCGACGUCGUACACACAUCUCGGCAAAACAGAGAUAUAUUCACACAUGCUUAAGGAGUGCUUUGAUCUACAUUUAUCAGUUGAUGGAGACGUCUCAUGUGGGAUCUGCUUGACAUGUGUGGGCCGCCUGCGAGACGCUAGCGACUUCAAGGUGCAAGUGCAGCGCAGCCAGGCGGAGCUGGAGGCAGCACUGCUUGCCAAAGUGGAGCCCGUGAUUAAGAUUGAGGUGGCUGAUGAGCGGACGGGUGAUGAGUCUGCGUUUGUCAUGUUAUAUGAAGUGCCCGCAGAGAGGGCAGAGCUGGCUGGAGAGGAUGAGCCAGAUAAUGUUUUACGUGAUGCCCCCGCCAAUCGAGCAAAACAAUUACCUUUUUCAGAUGAAGACCCUCUGGUUAAGUCUGAGACGCCUAAUGAUCCGAGUGCCGACGACUCGCCACAGUCGGCCGUCGCGACUUCUUCCAGUGGAGAGAAACUAUACACCUGUGGAGAAUGCAACAAGAAUUUCAGAAAAAAGCUUAUUUUAAGAAAACACAUACAAGACACGCACCUAUCUUCCGGAUUUUCAUUAGAUUCAACAAACCAACAAUUAAGUGAUACUUCCAGUUCCAAAAAGAUUAGAUUGAACAAGAAAGGCGAACAGGUCACAGAAUUAAAGUGUACUCAAUGUGAUUAUAGGACAAUUUCUAAGAGAAAUUUUAAUAGACAUAAGAACUAUCACUUUGACGAGGAACAAUUAAAUUGCAAACAGUGCGACUAUGUCGCUCGUUAUAAAGGUCAUCUGCGUCUACAUCAGGUGAUACAUUCUAGAUCAUCCUAUACGUGCGAAUGCGGCUUUAAAUGUAGAUGGGAAUCAGAGUUGCGACGUCACAAAUGGGUACACACUGGGGAGAAACCAUACAGUUGCAAAUACUGUGAUUACAAAUGCCGUCAGAUGACAAACUUGCGAACGCACGAGAGGGUACACACGACUGGCAAGCCUUUUAAAUGCGAUCGUAGCGAUUGCGAGUACGCGUCUCGAUAUAAACAGGCUUUAGUAAGACAUUAUAGGACGAAACAUAGGGAGGAUUUGCCUUAGGCAAUGGGUGGCUCAACUUUUAUGUGUUGUUAUUCUGCCUGUCCGCCAAAGGACAAUAGUGACACAAUUUGUUAGUAGAAUAUGUUGUAUCAAGUGUUUAACAUGCUCAAUAAAAUACCCAUCAUGGAA
Cydia amplana is the source of this 1313-nucleotide messenger RNA. RefSeq names its product zinc finger protein 567-like. Bases 57 to 1184 code for a protein of 375 amino acids. Gene Ontology annotation, biological process: regulation of transcription by RNA polymerase II. Gene Ontology annotation, molecular function: DNA-binding transcription factor activity, RNA polymerase II-specific; RNA polymerase II transcription regulatory region sequence-specific DNA binding; zinc ion binding. The transcript is spliced from 6 exons. The record is from RefSeq and is a predicted model, not a curated record. Gene Ontology annotation, cellular component: nucleus. Lineage: Eukaryota; Metazoa; Arthropoda; Insecta; Lepidoptera; Tortricidae.